GCAUGCCUGCGGCUGUAGGUGUUAAUUUGGGGGCCUCUGGGCCCUGAGCUUAGUGGAUGCCACAAGAGAAACAUGAGAAUCCAGAGCUCCCUCCUCCUGGUAGUCCUCCUGGCUUUGGAGACCCAGUUGCCUAUGGCCUUGUGUAGGAAGAAGGGAGACAAAUCGGGGGCCUGCCCGCCGGACGACGGACCCUGCACCCAGGUGACUCCGGAUCAGUGCAUGAACGACCGCCAGUGUCCCUCCUCCUGGAAGUGCUGCUCCCGAGCCUGCUUCCGCCAGUGUGUCCCGAGGGUCUCCGUAAAGCUGGGCAGCUGCCCCGUGGAUCAACUCCGCUGCCUCGGUCCUACGAAGCACUUGUGUAACCAAGACUCGGACUGCUCAGGCAGGAAGCGGUGCUGUGCCAGCGCCUGCGGCCGGGACUGCCGAGACCCCAGCAAAGGCUAAUUCCAGCUUAAGAUCUGUGGCUCUGCACCCCAGGUGUGGUUCCCACCAGGAAGA
Psammomys obesus (fat sand rat) is the source of this 498-nucleotide messenger RNA. It is a transcript of the gene Wfdc5, whose product is annotated as WAP four-disulfide core domain 5. Gene Ontology annotation, cellular component: extracellular region. The transcript has 4 exons. The record is from RefSeq and is a predicted model, not a curated record. NCBI's taxonomy places the organism in Eukaryota, Metazoa, Chordata, Mammalia, Rodentia, Muridae. Bases 73 to 444 code for a protein of 123 amino acids. Gene Ontology annotation, molecular function: peptidase inhibitor activity.